Molecule: messenger RNA, 1199 nt
Organism: Myxozyma melibiosi
Lineage: Eukaryota; Fungi; Ascomycota; Lipomycetes; Lipomycetales; Lipomycetaceae
Exons: 2
Coding region: 283-1185 (300 amino acids)
Source: RefSeq, a predicted model, not a curated record
GAUAAUUUCAUGGAGCGUAUGUCAAUUGGAGAAGAGCUGGUAUGGAAGUACUGCUAAACAGACUCUAGAUGGCGAGAUUUACAUUGAGGUCGCAAAUAAUUCAGACGGAUGUAAUGUCUUGCGGAAUAAGGCUACUGCUGCCUGAUGAUCUGAGCAGUACUAAAUGAGCGUGCACUUCAGUUGAUGUCAUGAUCUGCAUAUCCAACACGCACAUAUCGCCCUGCCAAUUUCCCGUGCUCUAGAUCAUCUUUAAUGCUGAUAUGAUAUUAAUUGACUGGGUCGAUGGAGCAUAGAAGAGCUGGAAUAUUAUUCGAAGACGACCGCCUUACGGCAGCGAAUGCCCUUCUGUUUUCUUGUCUAGAUUUCACCGUCCACGCAGUGGGGGUACCUCUACUCUGCCAGCAUUUCAAUAGUACCGACACUUCAUGCUAUUCUGCUGACUCCAAUUAUCCUACUCUUUUGGAUGUGGUUUUGGACCCUGGCAACAGGACUAUUCAGUCAAACACCGAAUCCGGCGAUAGUGACGGGACUAUCAUCGCAGAUACCUUUUGUAUUCCGGACUUUAAUAUUUUGGAGGGGCUUACGAGCCAUGAUUGGGGAACUUCUUUUUGGGAUUAUACGAGCGACGAUUACAACAACACGCUUAUUUACUACUUCAUUGAAUGGAACGACAACUCCACCGCAGGAGUGUAUCUUGCCGGAGUGCCAGAUGAUAUAGCGGCGAAUGACAACAGUUUUCGAGAUACGCUGAUAGAGUAUGUCAGAUACUUUGAUACUGCCGACGAUGUUGUCGAUUAUCGCAUCAGAUACUCUUUUAAAGUCCACCUGAGUGAUGGAUAUGAUUCUACUUCUGAUGUGACGGCUUUUAUGGUGACGAUAAAGCAGACGGAUUCCGACUCUGUAUUAUACCAGGACGUCUGGACUCAAGAAGAUAUCUACAAUUAUGGAUGGAAUGGCACGACUGUGACUAUCUGCGACGACUUUUCUAGCUCAGCUAAUAGCACCACUAUAUUAUUUCAGGUAGGCACUGUAUACUGCCUAUUGCCAUUGUGUGAUAAACAACGAUUUAACGAUUACCACUACAGGCUCCAACGGCGUUCCAAGACACAUUCAUCUACUCAGUGUCUAUAUAUACCGACGCGGGUGAUGAUUCGUGCGGAUAUACAGACCCUGAUUAUUCUGUGAGUAUGAUCACGGAC